Messenger RNA from Entrophospora candida, 604 nucleotides. NCBI's taxonomy places the organism in Eukaryota, Fungi, Glomeromycota, Glomeromycetes, Entrophosporales, Entrophosporaceae. The record is from the annotation of a GenBank genome assembly.
AUGCCUCGAAAAUCUUCUAAAUCAGCUGCUGCCAAAAACAGAAAUGAUAAACAAAACCAAAAUUCAGAUACAGGUCAAUUUACAUUUACUACUAAAAGUGAUGAUGAAUACUUGCCCUCUUGUGGUGAAUAUUCUGAAGAUAGUUCAGAUGAUGAUUUUGUUGCUGAAAAAUUACAACAAUUAAGUGAAUCAAAAAAAUUAAUAUGGACUAAAGAAGCAGAUAUUAAAGGGAAAAAAUCCUAUACUGGAAAAUCUAGAGCAACCUAUUAUAAAAAAUAUGGCCCUUCAGGAAAAUACACUAAAGCUGCAAGUUUUUCACAACCAAUAACCCUUUUUUUUCCUACUGAAUCUAAAGAGAUUAAUCAAUUAGAUGAAGAAAAUACAAUGAGUGAAUUGGAUAAUUUGGAAGGAGAGAAUGACUCAGAACGUGAAAGUGAAUCAAGUGAAUCCAGUGAAUCUGAUGAAGGAAGUGAUUUUGAAGUUGAAAAUGAUAAUUCACUUGAACCUAAAUUAACUGAUCUUAAAAAUAUACUGUCAAGUGAUUUAAAGAAGAUAACUGCAUAUGAUUAUUUGAGAUAUAAAUCCUUGCAAUUAUUUUUUGAAG